ACAAGGUUGGAAGGCGAGGAAAAUACUUUUGUCCUCUCCGAGCUACCGUAGCCGCCCCUCCCGGAAACACACUUUGCUCCCGUGCUCCGAAGCCUCACACCGGAAGUGAGCUUCUCUGGCAGGGACACCCAAUGAACAGCCCGCCGCGGGUGCAGAUAAGAUGGUGGGCGCAAGUAGCGGCGCUGGCCUGGGCGGCCUCCUGGAGAACGCGAACCCGCUGAUAUACCAAAGGUCCGGAGAGCGGCCAAUUACCGCGGGCGAGGAGGAUGAUCAGGUCCCGGAUAGCAUCGACGACCGAGAGAUCUUCGACCUGAUCCGAUCCAUCAAUGACCCGGAGCACCCGCUCACCUUGGAGGAGCUGAAUGUGGUGGAGCAAGUCCGGGUGAAAGUUAAUGAUAAGGAGAGUACAGUGGCUGUGGAAUUUACUCCCACAAUUCCUCACUGCAGUAUGGCAACAUUAAUCGGCCUGUCCAUCAAAGUUAAGCUGAUCCGCUCCUUGCCUGAAAGGUUCAAGAUGGAUGUUCACAUUACUCCUGGGACACAUGCUUCAGAACAUGCCGUGAACAAACAGCUUGCUGACAAGGAGCGGGUCGCAGCAGCUUUGGAGAAUUCCCAUUUACUGGAAGUUGUAAACCAGUGUCUGUCAGCUCGCUCCUAGCUCUCUUAGGAGAGGAGCCACCUCCUGAGGAUCCUGCAGCUCUCGCCAGUCUAUAUGUGUUCUUUCGGCCUUCCACGUCCCCCUAUUUGUCACUCACACCCCUUCGUGUCUAAGGAAAACUGAACCGGGAAAAACUGUGCCCACUGCAACCACUUGACAAUGGCUGUCUGGGUGGGCACAGGGGGAUUCAAGUAAAUGAGUUAUGUCACUGAAGAGGACACUGGAAAUAUUUUAAUAAACUUUAACUUAUACUUCACUGAACCAAAA
This is a messenger RNA of Antechinus flavipes (yellow-footed antechinus), 925 nucleotides long. It is a transcript of the gene CIAO2B, whose product is annotated as cytosolic iron-sulfur assembly component 2B. NCBI's taxonomy places the organism in Eukaryota, Metazoa, Chordata, Mammalia, Dasyuromorphia, Dasyuridae. The transcript has 5 exons. The coding region runs from base 161 to 658 and encodes 165 amino acids. Gene Ontology annotation, cellular component: cytosolic [4Fe-4S] assembly targeting complex. Gene Ontology annotation, biological process: iron-sulfur cluster assembly. The record is from RefSeq and is a predicted model, not a curated record.